Anoplophora glabripennis (Asian longhorned beetle) is the source of this 5002-nucleotide messenger RNA. RefSeq names its product probable ATP-dependent RNA helicase YTHDC2. Gene Ontology annotation, molecular function: RNA binding; ATP binding; protein binding. The transcript is spliced from 11 exons. The coding region runs from base 97 to 4056 and encodes 1319 amino acids. The record is from RefSeq and is a predicted model, not a curated record. Lineage: Eukaryota; Metazoa; Arthropoda; Insecta; Coleoptera; Cerambycidae. Gene Ontology annotation, cellular component: intracellular anatomical structure.
GUUAUGUUAUUAAAAUGAUAAAAAUAGUGUAAUACUUAAUUUUAUAACAACAUAUUUAUUUUGUACUAUAUCGUAUUUGAUUUUAUAUAAACUGACAUGUCGGUCAAACAACCACGUAUAGAUUUAAGAAAACUAAAUAAAAAAAUGCAAAAGAACAGAAUACAAAGAAAACCUUCUAUAUCCAAAUUAGAUCCUAAGUGUCAGGAGGCUACGCCCGAGAUUCUAAGAAUAGAAAUCGACCAAAUAUUUAAAGAGUUUCUCGACAAUCCUGACCAGACUGAAUACAUUUUCCCCCCGGAUCUGAACAACUUGCAGCGUAAAUAUAUCCAUACGAAGGCUCAAGCCAUGAAUAUUAUCUCAAAAUCAUACGGCAAAGAGCCGGAUCGAAAGUUGCACAUAAAAAAGAGGAGCCAACAACUCGAAAAUCAGUCGUUCAUUAUAAAACCGUGUGCGGCAACUUUGACAUAUUUGCGUGAUUUUAUUAACCUUUCCAAGUCUGUACCAUUAUACAUGCCUCCUCAUCGUCGUAUGCAGCGUAGGGAAAAAGUUAUCGGAAGGUUAGUAAAUGGCGUUUCUACGACCCCAGCCGAGGUACACUUAACGAACGAUAUAAUAGCUCUAAGGGAAUCCUUGCCGAUAUACGACCAGAAAAUUUUUUUAAUACAAACAAUUAGAAGUAAUCAGGUUACUAUUAUUUCGUCCGAAACGGGUUCCGGAAAGACGACCCAGGUGCCGCAGUAUAUCAUGGACGACAUGAGGCAGCAGAAUAAGCCUUGCAAGAUAAUUUGCACACAACCGAGACGAAUAUCGACCGUAUCGGCAGCAGAACGAGUGGCUUACGAACGAAACGAUACCCUCGGCGCUUCCGUGGGGUAUCAUAUAAGGUUAGAGCAAAAGUAUGGUAUAAGUACAAACUUAAUUUAUUGCACCACGGGUGUUUUUCUGCGAAAUCUCAUGCUGGGUUGUGAGGCGUUGAUGAAUAUAACGCACAUUAUCAUCGACGAGGUUCACGAACGAGAUAAACUCUCGGAUUUCUUACUGAUAUGCCUAAAACAGAGCCUGUCACACUUUCCUAACCUCAAACUAAUCCUGAUGUCCGCCACGAUGAACACGUCCAAGUUUCUGGAUUAUUUCGGGCACGGUAAGGUGCUUUCGAUCCCGGGACGGCUCUACCCGAUCGACAUCGUUUUCCUCGAGGAGAUUCUACUCCUUACGAAGUACAAGUCGCCGAAGAUGCGCGACGUCAUGCAGAAAGACAAGAGAAAAGCCACCGAACACGUGGCGGAGGACGUUGCGAUUUCAGUUUUGCAGGAAGAAAACAUUGAACUCGACGAGGCGUUGGAUGAGUACUUGAAUUUCAGCGACAACUACGACUAUAGGGUUCAUUACGAGGAGGCGACGGUGCAAUUGGGGAUGUAUUUUUUGUCCGAGGGGUUGUCGGUGGAUUACCAGCAUUCCCGCACGGGUAGGACAGCUCUGAUGAUCGCAGCUUUCCUCGGGGACAAGGAGUUCAUCAGCCGACUGUGCAGUAUGGGCGCGAAGAUGGACCUCUGUUGCAACGCGGGCAAAACGGCGUUCGACUACGCCUUCGACAAACCCGACACCCUCCAACUGUUGGAAUACAUCAAGUGCAAGAGAAACAACGACGCCAAAAACUCCAACACCGGCGAGAAAGAGGUGGAGUACCUUCUCCACUUAUACGACAAAACCACCUCGGACGACUACAUCGACUUCGACCUCAUAGUGACGUUGAUUUGCUUCAUACACCACAGCAAUCAAGAGGGCUCCAUUUUAGUCUUUUUACCGGGCUACGACGACAUUAUGCUGUGCAACGACAGGAUAAACAACUCGCAGAUGGCCGUCGGAACGUACAAGACUUUCUUCUUGCACAGUUCGAUGAACAUCAGGGACCAGCACGAGGUGUUCAGGCAUUUGCCCAGUAGGAGGAAGAUAAUCCUGUCGACGAAUAUAGCCGAGACCAGUAUAACGAUCGACGAUGUGGUUUUCGUGAUCGAUACCGGGAAAGCGAAGGAGAAAUGUUACGAUUCGUACAACAAGGUAUCGUCGCUGCAGACCCGUUGGAUAUCGCAGGCCUGCGCCAAGCAGCGUACCGGCAGGGCUGGUAGAACGAAACCCGGCAUGUGCUUUCGCCUUUUCUCCAAACAGAGGUAUCAGAAUAUGGACGAGGAAAGGGUUCCGGAAAUAUUACGUGUUUCGCUUGAGGAGCUCUGCAUACACACCAAGGUUAUAGCCCCGGCAGGUAUGAAUAUCCACGACUUCCUGACGAUGGCCCCCGACGCCCCUUCUGCCAAUUCCAUCAAAGUCGCCAUCGAAAACCUGCAGUUCUUGGGGGCGCUCGACAAAGAGGAGGAGCUUACGUCGUUGGGCGAGUACUUGGCCCAGCUGGCCAUCGAACCGCAGCUGGGGAAGAUGUUGAUCUAUGCCGUGAUAUUUAGGUGUCUGGAGCCUAUACUUACCCUCGCCGCCGCUAUGUCACACAAGGACCCGUUUCAGCUGCCACCACAAGCGAACUUAAAAAAUAAGGCUGGCGAGAAAAGACGGGAACUGCUGAACGACGUCAUGAGCGAUCAUUUACUGUAUUUGAUAGUUUUUAAAAGAUGGCAGGAAGAGACGUACAGCAACAACGUCGCCAGCUUCUGCCACAACUACUUCAUCAGCAACCCGACUAUGAACUCCAUCCUAGAGACGAGGAGUCAACUGUUGGGGCAGCUGAGGGCCGUUGGUUUCGUCCACCAGGCCAACUCCCUGGAGGAGUAUAACAGAAACGCGCACAGCUGGCCUCUGGUGAAGGCGAUCAUCUGCACUGGGGUGUACCCCAACAUCGCCUAUCCUCUGCACCAGAACCUGGCUACGAGGUCGGAGAAGAAGGUGAACGUGCAGAACAACAGCGCCUGCGCCAACAGGUUCAUAUCCACUUGGUUGAUCUACGACGAGAAGAUUAAGCACCGCAACUGUCUGCUGCUGAGGGGCGUGACGGCUAUAACUACGAUAACGGUGGCCUUGGUGUGCGGCAUCGACACCAUCCAGCCCACCCCCAACUCCAUCGUCGUCGACGAUUGGCUAGAAUUCGAGUUCCCCGACUGCAGCCCCCUCCUCCUGCGCUCGGCCAUGCAGCUCCUGAUAAAGAGGGUCCUGGCCAAUCCGUCCUACCACUACAACGAGCACGACCACCGCCUAGUGCAGACGGUCCGUUCCGUCCUCGACGUCGAGGAGGUCUUCGCCGACCUGAAACUUCCCACGAACAUCGGCGAGAGGCCUCGGUUCUUCUUCCCGCUAGGCCAGGGCGCCGGCCGCAGGGUCAGGCAGAAGACUAACCCGUUGCGGGGCGGCUUCGCCCAGUCCGUCAACGUCGCCAAGAGGAACGGGUACAGGAGGGAACAGAUGGACUCUUCCGCAUCGGGCAGCAGCCGUCUGACGAAGGGAUUGACGGCUUCAAGUAGCGAACUGACGGAUUCCUUGAAGACGCUCAGAGUGACGAACAGCGCUCGUCUGUUGAACGGGCGGGAGGUGUCGGCGUACCAGAACGGAGCGUCGGCGCUCCUCAACGCCAUCACGGGGGAGAAUAAGUUCAGGGAGUACAGCGACGAGAAGAUUUUUAUGCUGAUCAGGCCCAAGCAGAAGAAGAGCGUCGAGAUCGCCCAGCAGACCAAUAAGUGGGUGUUCGCUCCCCAGACUGAGAAGAAAAUUCUGCAUUAUAGUCGCAAAGGAAAACCAGUCUACCUGCUCUUCACGGUAAACCAGAGUCGUGCCUUCCAAGGUAUGGCGGAAUUCCUGACCUUCUCGCAGGAACAGUCUGGCAAGCCCACCUCCAGAGUGACGUGGGUGUAUACGCUUGAACUGGAAUUCUCCAAAGUCAGGCAGCUGCGGAACCCGUACAACGAGAACCGCCCCAUCUACGAGGGCCUGGACGGGCAGGUGAUCCAGCAGACGGUCGCCGAGGAGCUCGUCAGGAUCUACAACGAGGUGAUGCACGUGGCGGAAGGUGGUUUCGGGCCCGGGCGCUCGUCGCAGGGCUGUUCCAGCGGCGGUAGAUAAGUCCUUUAUUUUUUUAUAUGGUUAUCGUCGUCGAGCGGCCAGUCUUCUGUCUUACGGUUAGGGUUUCGUUUGUCGUGCGCUUAGAUUGUGUUUCGCUUGAUAGGAGCGGAGGAAAGCGAACGGAAACUUUUUAUUUUUGAUGUUUGAGAAAGUUUUAACGGUGUGGUAUAUUUUGAACUUUUUUAAAUUCGUUUUCAGAGCUACAUUAUUUUUAGGUAUUUUUUGAGGGUUUGUUUUUGUGACUUGUCGAAAUCAAUAUGUUAUUCGAAACGUCGCUUUUACCUCACGUUUCCAGACGUUACAUCGGAAGAAUUGUCGCUUUUGCGGUGUGUCCCAAACUAAAGUACACGGGAGGUGCGUUAACGUAUUUUUUUAAAUUUGUUUUUUAAUUACGACAAAGAACUGCUGCUAAUUAAUCCUUUCUUAUUUGCAAACGUAAGUUUUAUGGGAAUUCAUAAUGAUUUAAUUAUGAAGUACGUGUAACUUAAUAAAUCGAUAAAAUAUUUAUUUAAAAAAAAAUUACUAAUUUUUCCGAAAGCGAAAAUUAUGCUUUAUAUAAAAUUCGAGACAUUCAGCGCAUAAUGUAUUAAACGAUACUUAUCAAUUUACGGAAACCAAUUCAAUCGGGUUAUUAUUUCUUUUAGGAAUCAAACACGUUUUUUUGUAAAAGCGAAGCUCAUUUCCUGCAUUUAUAAAUUUCGUGUAGCUUAUUAAUUGCACGUAAACGUAUUUUAUGAAUUUGCAACUGAUCGUCCGAGGGUUUUGUACUAGGAUGUGGAUUUUUUACGUCGACCAGUUCAAAGGUUUCUAGGUUUUAUUUAAUUUUGGUCGCGAAAAGUUUAUGUACGCGAUUUUUUGGUGACUGAUUCUGGCAUCGUUAGAUUUUAAGUAUUUCCUUGUUAGUGUAAAAUUUGUUACGAGUUCUUGAUUGCUAAUAAAAUAUUUU